Molecule: messenger RNA, 1543 nt
Organism: Ornithodoros turicata
Lineage: Eukaryota; Metazoa; Arthropoda; Arachnida; Ixodida; Argasidae
Product: glutamate-rich WD repeat-containing protein 1-like
Exons: 6
Coding region: 13-1425 (470 amino acids)
Biological process (GO): ribosome biogenesis
Cellular component (GO): nucleolus
Molecular function (GO): protein binding
Source: RefSeq, a predicted model, not a curated record
UCCGCAUCCAGCAUGGCGGACGCCGACGACAGCGAUGUUGGAAGUUCCAUUUCCGACAUGGAAGAAGUGGGAGAAAAUGAGGCAGAAGAUGAGGGAAUGUCAUCAGAAGGCGACGGUGAAGCUGGAGAUGGUGAUCAUGGUGUUGAGGAAGAGGCGCACGAGAAUGUGGAGAGACGUGUUUAUGUGCCAGGCACUAAUGCCAAUGACGAGGAUGGGGAGCUUGAGUGUGACGAAUCCGCCUACGUUCUUUAUCACCAAGUCACUACAGUUGCUCCGUGCCUGAGCUUUGACAUCAUCCCCGACAACCUUGGCGAGAAGAGGGCAGACAAAUUCCCGCUGUCGGCGUACCUGGUGUCGGGAACCCAAGCGGAACGCUCCCACUUGAACCACGUGAUUGUUAUGAAGAUGAGCAACAUGAGUCGCAACAAGGCCUCCAAGAAGGCCAACGAGAAUGAAGACGACGAAAGUGACAGCAGUGACAGCGAGGAUGAAGACGACAAGCCAGAGCUGGACAGCGCCCUAAUUCCGCACCAAGGGUGUGUCAACAGGAUACGUGUGACAAAGCACCACGACAAAGUGAUGGCAGCCACAUGGUCCGAGAACAGGAAGGUGUACCUGUGGGACUUGAGCCACCCUCUGAAAGCGGUGGACAAUCCCUCCGUGAUGUCUUUGUACGUGAGGAAUAGCGAAGCUCCAAAGCCGGCUUUCAGCUUUGCGGGGCAUUUAACGGAGGGCUACGCCAUGGACUGGUCACCCACCAAACCAGGUGUCCUUGCUACUGGAGACUGCACCAAGAACAUCCACCUGUGGAAACCGCAGGAGAGCACGUGGCAUGUGGACCAGCGUGCUUACACGGCACACACUGCAUCUGUGGAAGACAUCCAGUGGUCACCCAACGAGGCAACGGUGAUGGCAUCCUGUUCCGUGGACAAGUCGAUCCGUAUCUGGGACAUCCGCGCAGCCCCACACAAGGCCUGCAUGCUGACAACGUCCGACGCCCACGAGACCGACGUCAACGUGAUCAGCUGGAACAGGACGGAACCUUUCCUGCUGUCAGGAGGGGACGACGGUGCCGUCAAGGUUUGGGAUCUCCGUUUGUUCCAGAGUGGUAAACCAGUAGCUGUGUUCAAGCACCACCUGGCUCCCAUCACCUCGGUGGAGUGGCACCCGACGGACAGCACCGUGUUCUGCGCUUCGGGGGCGGACGACCAGCUGACGCUGUGGGACCUGGCGGUUGAGAGGGACCGGGACGCUGAAGGGGACGCCGCGGAAGAGCCAGAGGUCAGCCAGCUCCCUCCGCAGCUGCUCUUCAUCCACCAGGGACAGAAGGACAUCAAGGAGGCGCACUGGCACCGACAGAUGCCGGGACUUGUGAUCAGUACGGCACACACUGGAUUUAACGUGUUUCGGACUAUCAGCGUCUGAUGCGGCUGCUGGCCUUUUUGGGGAGGAAUGUGAGAGAAUGGGAAAAUCAGUGUUGUUGAAAGAAAGAGUCGUGCUUGUAAAAAAAAAAAGAAAAAAGUUGUCGUCUGUUUCAAAAAUG